ACUCUCUAAACUAUUUAAGCUCGAGGAUCACGGAGCGGAAGCUGCAGAGCUCCUGGCUGGCUGCGGGCCCCCGGAAGGUGGAGAAACCACUGCAGGGCCCACACGGCUCUGCGGCGCCCGUGUUCAGCCCUCAGCACGGCCUGCACUGCCUCCACGCUGACAGCAGCCUGCUGAAGCCCAGGGUGGUGACCGUGGUGAAGCUGGGUGGGCACCCCCUGCGGAAGAUCACCCUGCUGCUCAACAGACGUUCCAUGCAGACGUUCGAGCAGCUCCUCGCCGACAUCUCGGAAGCCCUGGGCUUUCCGAGGUGGAAGAAUGAUCGUGUGCGGAAAAUAUUCAACCUCAAGGGCAGGGAAAUCAAAAGCAUCUCUGAUUUCUUCAGGGAUGGGGAUGCCUUCAUAGCCAUGGGGAAAGAGCCGUUGACCUUGAAGAACAUUCAGCUGGCCAUAGAGGAACUGUAUCCCAACAAAGCCCGGGCCCUGACACUAGCUCCACGUAGCAGGGCCCCUUCCCCAAGGCUGAAGAGCAGGCUCUUUAGCAAGACUCUGAAAGGGGGUCAUCCCUCUGGGGAGACGGAGACCACUAAGAGCGGGGCUCAGGCUGCUGGUUCCAAGGUGACCAACGGACCCCCAGCCCGGGAGGACAGGGCCAGGGCCCAGAAGCCCUGGGGGAAGGGAAAGGGAGAGGCUGAAUCCCAUAGCAAGCCCUCCAGGGAGACCACCACGCAGGAGGAGACACAUGAGAGUGGGGAGAAGCACCUGGGGUUGGAGAUCGAAAAGACCUCAGGGGAAAUUGUCCGAUGCGAGAAGUGCAAGAGGGAGCGGGAGCUGCAGCUGAGCCGGCAGCCUCUCGAGAGGCUCUCCCAGGGGACCAGCGAGUUAGCCCUGGGCAGGCCCACGGGGCACAACGUGGAGAAGCUGGUGAGGACCAGGAGCUGCAGAAAGUCCCCCGAGGCGAACCCUCCGGGUGGGGAGGAAGAGUGGAAGGGCGACAGCCACAGGAGCAGCCCCAGGAAUCCCAUGCAUGACCCCAGGAAACCUGGCAAGACGGUGGAGAAGAGGGAGGAGAGAGAGCCGGAGAGUCAGGAGAGCUUCCCUCCGGGAGCGGUCAAGACCAAGAAGGAACUUGCUGAAGCACAGCCAGCCCCAGAGCCCGGGCUGAAGGAAGCCAAGAAAGAGCCCCGUGGGCGCCACAGGCAGGGUGGCUGGCUCCAGAGGGAGCACCAGGCCGAGGACAGGGAGGAGGAGCCCAGCAAGGAGAGAAAGGCCUGUGCGCCAGCAGGGAGGAAAGUGGUUCUUGGGGACAAGGAGCCUUCGCAGGUGGACCCGGAGCCCAAGACUCGGCCCGAAAACAGCAAGCCCGAACGCCCAGCAGGGCGCAAGGCGCGGCCCGCGGGCAUCCUCACCACCGAAGUGGAGAAGCACUAUGAGCCCGGCAGGGUCAUCGGGGAUGGGAAUUUCGCCGUGGUGAAGGAAUGCAGGCACCGAGAAAGCCGGCAGGCCUAUGCCAUGAAGAUCAUCGACAAGUCCAAACUGCAGGGCAGGGAGGACAUGGUGGACAGUGAGAUCGCCAUCAUGCAGAGCCUCGCCCAUCCCAACAUCGUGAAACUGCACGAAGUGUACGAGACGGACACGGAGAUCUACCUGACCAUGGAGUACGUGCCGGGGGGCGAUCUCUUCGACGCCAUCAUCGAGAGCGUGAAGUUCCCCGAGCGGGAGGCGGCGCUCAUGAUCACGGACGUGUGUCGGGCGCUCGUCCACCUGCACGCCAAGGGCAUCGUCCACCGAGAUCUCAAGCCGGAGAACCUCUUGGUUCAGCGAAAUGAAGACAAAUCUACCACCUUGAAGCUAGCUGAUUUUGGCCUUGCAAAGCUCGUGGUGAGACCGAUAUUUACUGUGUGUGGGACUCCGACGUACGUCGCUCCCGAAAUUCUUUCUGAGAAAGGUUACGGGCUGGAGGUGGACAUGUGGGCUGCGGGCGUGAUCCUCUACAUCCUGCUGUGUGGCUUCCCCCCCUUCCGCAGCCCCGAGCGGGACCAAGAUGAGCUCUUCAGCAUCAUCCAGCGGGGACACUUUGAGUUCCUGCCCCCUUACUGGGACAAUAUCUCUGAAGCUGCCAAAGAUCUGGUGAGCCACUUGCUGGUGGUAGACCCCCACAGGCGCUACACGGCCCAUCAGGUUCUGCAGCACCCCUGGAUUGAAGCUGCUGGAAAGCCCAGCCCAGCACACACCCAGAAGGAGGCGUCCCAUAGCACUGAGGGUCCUUUGCGGAGCCAGCACAAGAGGUCUGCCGAGGAGGCGGCGGUGGCAUCUCCACCCCGGACGUCUGUUCAUUGAGACGGGUAGAAGGUGGAGAGAGACAUCAGGAAAGGGGCUCAUCCGAGCUUGGUCACUAAGAGAGAUGCUCAGUGUUUUUAAUAGGGCAUUUAAAAAACAAACCAACCAACAGAGUCUUCCUGUUGAGAGCUGUUGUAACAUAUUUCUAGAUCUGUAUAUAUAUGUAGAAGCCUUUAAUACUUUUUG
Echinops telfairi (small Madagascar hedgehog) is the source of this 2522-nucleotide messenger RNA. It is a transcript of the gene DCLK3, whose product is annotated as doublecortin like kinase 3. Lineage: Eukaryota; Metazoa; Chordata; Mammalia; Afrosoricida; Tenrecidae. Gene Ontology annotation, molecular function: ATP binding; protein kinase activity. The transcript has 4 exons. The coding region runs from base 252 to 2336 and encodes 694 amino acids. The record is from RefSeq and is a predicted model, not a curated record. Gene Ontology annotation, biological process: intracellular signal transduction; protein phosphorylation.